AUUUUCCACACGAAGAACAUCCCACCGGCGAGGCUCUCAGCUCAUCAACUCACACGAGCCACGAGUGCAAUUCUUAUCACCCAGAGUCUGCCAUCGACCAGAAGUCGGAGCUGAUGUUCUAUUUUGAAGUUUCAUCCGAAUCCAUGCUCACCGAUAUCGAUACGAACAGGUGCCGAUACGAAAAGGUCUGCGUGGCAGACCCACACGUCAAUGCGCCUGCGGAGCCCAAGGACGUUGACAAGAAUUCUUCGACACAUGAAACGAACCCUGAUCUUGUCAAGCCGUCAGGUUCGUCUGUUGUUCUGCCGUUCCGCGCAAGUGGAGGCGCAAGCUAAUACGGAUCCGUGGGUGGAGGCGCAAUCAUGGCUGUCUAUUCUUGGACAUGAAGAUGAUAGGUCGACCUUCACAUCCGUUGAACACCAAGUCAGGGCUGAUGUAGACCAGGAGUCAUUUCGCCGCAUGACUUCAUCCAGAUUGCACCUGGUCACUUCAAAGGAGAUACCAAAAGUCCCGACGAAGGCCUCCCUGCCGCAGCGCACAUCGGUACCGUUCCGGGACCACCUUCCAACCCCCCCCAGGGACAAAGCUUAUCAAUAUCCUGGAAUGCGACAAAAGCAAUGGUUCCUGGCCUUCCUGCGGACUGUCCCGCACCUAGGGUCUACAUGCAUUGGGGCGCGUACCAUGCGACCCGUUAGAAGUCAAGUUACUCGUCACUAUUGUCAGCUCCGAAGAGCGCGCUAGUGGCGGCAAGUGUAGUGAUUGCACUUGUUGAGAGCUCUCUUCUGCGGUCUUGUUGGCUAAAGACCAUUAGUUAUGGUCCACCCCUGGAGAUCUGAACAAGCUUGUGAACGUGGCCAAGUCCGGCAGGACGAUCUGCAUCUCUCGAGAUGGGCUUCGUCCGCAGUAGGCAGUCUGGGCCGGAUUGUCCGA
Hyaloscypha bicolor E is the source of this 930-nucleotide messenger RNA. RefSeq lists its product as uncharacterized. The transcript has a single exon. The coding region runs from base 211 to 741 and encodes 176 amino acids. Lineage: Eukaryota; Fungi; Ascomycota; Leotiomycetes; Helotiales; Hyaloscyphaceae. The record is from RefSeq and is a predicted model, not a curated record.